GUACUGCGCAUGCGUGAUUCGUAAAGCUUGCCGGGAAGGAUAUCGUUGAAAACCGGUGUGAAAGUAUUUUCAUUUUUCAUCUCAAAAAUCGUCGAAAUUGUUCAUUAUUUCGCCCAGGAAAUUGCACUAGAGCCAUGGAUACGACAUAUACACCAAGGUAAAUAUGUGUAUUAUACUAUAUGCGUUGAAAAUAUGGCAAAAACGGGCAGAAAAUUGACGAAAACGGCCUUGAAUUUGCGACGUUUUGAUCUGCAGUGGCCAGCUAGUGAUCUGUCCAAUGGCCAUUUCUGAACAUGUUGUGUUUUUGCGUGGUUUCCGGUGGCGAUAUUUGGCCGAAAGGGUUAAUAAUGCUUCAGAUGAGAUGCGAUAAUCUCUCGAAAAACCCUGUGCGUUUUGUAAAGUGGGGUUAAUUCUGGAAAAUUAAUAUAAAACCGUUGACAACGAGCUAUCGUAUAUUGGCUACCGCCCAUCGUCUGAAGCUGCCCAAAGCGACUACAAAUUGUAAACAUAGUUUUAUUUUUAUUAAAUGUACAAUCUAUUAGCCUCCAAUUCAGGGUUUGGGAGGCUGAUUGAUAAUGACAACAUGCUUUUGCAAAGGGCAGGUCAUAAAUGGUAUUCUAUUUUGAUUUGCAUACAUGUUUAUGUCCUGUCUUGCUUUUCAGGACGCGAUGAGACUCGUUUUUGACAUUAUCCGAAGUGUUGAGGAAUUUAUUGUAUGCUUGGGUCUUUAACUAUGGUUUUAACACCACGUCAGAAAGAGGAAUUGUAAGUCUUAUUGUAAAUUUGUAAUGUACACUUGUGUAAAAUUAAUUUGAUUUAAUUAUAACUAAACGUUGUUUUGUAUUCAUGUCAGCCAUUCUAAAGAAAUGUCAAUAUGCAUUACUUUGUACAACCAAAGUUAUGCAGACGUUUUAGUGUGUGCCUAGCAGUUUAUAUUUGGAUUGCCUCUGUUGUAAAUAAUAUUGUGAUAUUGUGUUGACCGAGACUUAUUUGAUAAGAAAUGGCAAACACCCAAUAAUAAUGUUAGUUAUUUGACAUUGUUAUUUUGCCACAUCCAUGUUCAAAUAUUUGCCACGGAAAACGUCAAAUUGAGGUUUUAUAACAAACAUACUUGCAGGUUCGGUGAAUCAGAGAUUGGACGCACUGAGGGUGGCUGGAAGUUUCCUGAACUCACCGAGCGACGAAGCUCGGUAAGUUUGGGAAACUUCUGGCCACCCUUGGUGCGUCCAAUCCCUGACUCACCGAACCUGCAAGUAUGUUUGGUUUUAUCACAUGCCAUUUCGGUAUAAAGUACUGAAGAGUUUACGCAUUUUAGUCCAUAAUUUCUUGUUUGGAUAACAAACAUUGUAGCUGCCAACAUACUACACAAACAAACAAACAUAGCCAUGUCAUAAGCUUAAAUUAAACCUAAAAAAUUCUCUACAAUAUUCCCUUAUUCUUGAAAAGAGAAAAUGCACACAUUCUGUGAAAACAUUGCCAAGAUUUAUAUAAACCUGCUCGUGCCGAACAAAUUUCGGUGGCCAUAUUUUCUUCCACUUUGAAUACAGAAUUUUCCAUUUUCAUCAAACAAAAUAAAAAAAUAAUAAUUAUAAAACAAUUAAAAACAGUUAAUUUAUUUUUUAUUUAAAUCUUUGUCGGAAAUUUGUUCAAAUCGCUUCAUAAUGCCUGCCGCAGAAACAUUGAUCUCGAACCCCCCCCCUCCCAAACAUACAUCAGCAGGUGGGUUCGAGAUUGAACGCACCUCCUUGUAGCCAAUAGGAAAGCUGCUAAUACGCAAGGUACGAGAUAAUUAUCCAAAUCCACCCACCCAGCCUUGAAAAUGUCAAGCGUGGUAUAACUUUUGACAAGCUUUUGGACAACUACAUUACCACAGUGAAAUUCGCGAAAAACAUCAAAGAUUAAAGCCCAGGUUACACUACACAACGAUAACGAUAUACGACAACUUGUUUACGCGCGUUGAUUGGUCAAAAAUUUAUUGUUAAUGUCCAACUGAAAAAAAAUCGCUCAGGUGAGCGAUUUUAAAAUCAUCGUCAAACGAUCAUUUUAUCAUAUUCGUUGUAGUGUGGACACUUUAGAACACAAUUUGUUUGCCAAUUAUUGCGUGUUUACAAUUGAUCAUAUCGCCAUCAUUGUGUAGUGUGACCAGGCCUUAACACUUAUGACCCAACUACCCACGCAAAACGUCAAUUUGAUGUUUUGCACAGCAUCUUGAAUAUGGAUGUGACCCUUUAAGGGCCAUCUACAUUAUACAACUAGUCACAUAUGAUUGUAUUGCCAUUCUGGUAUAUGACCUAAAUGUGUGUAAAGACAUCACAUUUUCAAAUUCCAUCAUAAACUGAUGAACAGGAAUAAUGGUGUCAGGAGUUGCUUUCAUAUGCCAGAAUGAUAAUUGUAUAGGUUAACUUUCAAUUUCCUCAAUGGGUUAGGUGUGAAUGCAUUAAACCAGUGAUAAUAUAGCAAGUUUCCAUACAACAAGUUUUCAUAUGACAAGUACCCAUAUGUAAAAUGUACUAUGUUGUCAAUCAAAAUUCCAACUGGUCAGGCCUUUUGGCCAAAAUGCCGUCACAUUGCCAAUCCUUUCUGAGAGCAAAAAUGUGGGCUGGUACUGAACUUUUGCUCACAGGGUGGGGCUAGAACUGAAUGAAAUGAAAUGAAUGAAAUGGGGAAAUGAUGGCGUUGCCCAAAUGUUGUAUUGUAAUAGCAAGAUUUUUAUUUUAAGGAACAAGGCUAUUGCCGACUAUCUUCAAUCCUCUGGUUUCUCUGCAACUCUAGAAGCUUUUAAAAAUGAUGCCAGUUUAGUGAGUACCGAUUGUGGAAUUACUAUUUGCACGGUAUGAUAAGAAUCUUGUAUUAUAAAUGAAAUGUACCAUUAUGCACAUUUUUGCUUUUUUUAGCCAGAGGAAACAGAUAAAAAAUACUCUGGACUACUUGAGAAAAAAUGGAUCUCAGUUAUUCGACUUCAGAAAAAGGUUUGUGGAUUUUAGAUCAGGCAGGUCUAGUUGGGGUAGGGGUGUGGGUGCUUAUCGAACCGUGGUUAUGGUUUCAUGUGCAACCUUCGACUAAGUACCAAUGACUUGAGGGACCUGUGGGUAAUGUAUGGCCAGCAGUAUAUUCUGGUUUAUCCUUAUCAAGGUUUAUCCUUAUCAAGGUUUAUCCUUAUCAAGGUUUAUCCUUAUUAAGGUUUAUCCUUAUCCAACCUUCGCAACCUAACCCAUUGAGUCACAUUGCGCCCUACUUUAUUAUUUUACUCGUCAAGGGGAGAGCAUGCCAGCUUAACGGGUUAAAAUGUCAAGGCUCAUUAAAAUUUCAAUAUUCAUUUACAGUGAUUAUUGACUGAGACUGUUGGGAAACAGUAUGUUUUGUGGACUCGAGACUACCAAUAUUUCCCGAGACAAAGCAGAGGGGAACAUUGGCAGUUGAGGGUCCAUAAAACAUACUGUUUCCUGACAGUCCCAGUCAGUCAGUAAGUAUUUUAACUUACUAUAUACCAAAUGUCAAAGAAAACAGAAAAAGAGGGAAACUUCCAUAGAGAUAAACCAUUUUGUUUGUUUUUAGGUUAUGGAGUUAGAAUCAAAAUUGGCUGAAGCUGAAAAGGAGGUCCAUUUUGGAGGUACGAGGGCUGGAAAUAAUACAUAAUUGUAUCUCAAUUGCUCAAAGGUGGGAUGCAGAAUGUUUACUUCCAAGGGUG
Molecule: messenger RNA, 3688 nt
Organism: Paramuricea clavata
Lineage: Eukaryota; Metazoa; Cnidaria; Anthozoa; Malacalcyonacea; Plexauridae
Source: the annotation of a GenBank genome assembly